Molecule: messenger RNA, 5672 nt
Organism: Polyodon spathula (Mississippi paddlefish)
Lineage: Eukaryota; Metazoa; Chordata; Actinopteri; Acipenseriformes; Polyodontidae
Product: transmembrane protein 198-like
Exons: 5
Coding region: 552-1583 (343 amino acids)
Cellular component (GO): plasma membrane
Source: RefSeq, a predicted model, not a curated record
AGCCGGCAGGAACAGAUGGUCUCUCUGGGCGAUGAUCAAACCUUUUCAGCCGCUGGUAACGGAGAGCAGAAAAGCUUUUUUUGAGUUUGAGCACCGAAGCCGCUGGUUUCCCCCGGGGCGCACAUUCAGACUUCACGCAGGCACGUCGUGAGACGGCAGUUUGUCGGGCAAUUCAAAAUACAAUAGGGUGCCGUUUAUUGGGAUUUUUUUAAACUCUCCUUCAAGUUGUUUUGUUCGCUUUGUUUCCCCACAACUUUCUAGUAUCUGUAACGUUUCCAUGCAGGCAACUCGAGUGCCCACCGCCUCUAAAAAGCAAAAAGCUUGUGAUUGAGAAGAUUGUAAAGAAAAUUUGAAUUUUUUAUUUUUUUUUUAAACCGGCACAUUUGAGAGAAAUGAACUCGAUCACUGACGGGGACAUUUCCUGAGAAAACUUUUGGAUUUCCUUUGGGAAACAUCUGAAAAUAAUUUAAAACGGUCAGUGCUGUCCAGGAUGAUGAGGAGAGUGCUCUGAUCUCCCCCCCCCCCCUGCUUGACCAGCGACCCCUCCAGCCAUGACCUCAGAGCCCCUGCAGAUUGACCUGGGGGUCGCGGGCGAGGGGGUGACAGAGCUGGACGUGUGUGCGCUGGAGAUCCAGAGGGACUAUGAGGUUAUCCCUGCCAUCAUCUACACCAUGUGCUGCCUCUUCGGAGUCAUCUACUGCUUCUUCGGGUACCGCUGCUUCAAAGCCAUCAUGUUCCUAUCGGGUCUCCUGUUCGGCUCCAUCAUCAUCUUCCUGCUGUGCCACAAGGAGCGGGUUCUGGACACGGAGCUGAGCGUGGAGGUCAGCGCUGGCAUCGGCCUGGCCAUCGGGCUGCUGUGCGGCCUGGUCACCAUGCUGGUGCGCAGCGUGGGGCUCUUCAUGACCGGCCUGCUGCUGGGGUUGCUGCUCGCCGCUGCCGCCCUGGUGGCCAUGGAGCAGGUGUACAGCCCUGGCACGGUGUGGGUGCCGGUGGGCAUGCUGAUGGGAGCGGGCAUGCUGUUCGCAGUGCUCACCCUGCAGUGGCAGAAACUCUUCACGGUGCUCUCCACCUCUGUGUUCGGAGCUGCCAUCAUGGCGGUGUGCGUGGAUUACUUCGUCGAGAUGCUGGUGCUCGUGCAGUUUGUGUAUGAUCGCGUGCGCCUCGCCCCCUCCCCGCCGCUCUGCUGGUACAGCUGGGUCAUCAUGGCAGUGUGGCCAGCGCUCAGCAUUCUGGGAAUCGUAGUUCAGUGGAAGCUGACGGCUGAAGGAUUCUCCCAUACUGAAGUGAUCAUCUCCCGUCGUCAGAAGAGAAUUCAGCUCAUGAGGAUCCGACAGAAAGAUGCCAAGAAGCACCAGCUGGGCCCUGUGCCGGAGGCGACCUACCGCAGGAAAUCCUACCCAGUGAAGAGAUACACUGGGGACGUGCUGGCCCCUAGUUACCUCCAGAGCCUGAGGGAUCGGCAGAUGGGCACGGGCACCUCCCUGAGCAGCCUGAGCACCCACACCCACACCAUGGUGGACCUGGACUACGACUGCGGCUCCACCGUGCCUCUCACUGCCACCACGCCCGCGGUGCGGGUCUGAGCCCAGCUGCCAGCCUGCCGCACGCCACGCCAUCAACAGACACAAAGCUCCAUGCACAAUCCUCCGCUAAUCUCCCCGAUAAACCACAAACCCGACGAGCCCCCUCUCUGGAAACGCCUUCUCUGUCAUUCUUUUAUUGUGUGUUCUCAGCCCUCCACCCCAGUGCAGCAGCAGCAGCGUCUGCCCCUCACAUCGCUGUGCAGCUGUGAGGCUGGCAGGAUCAGCUAGCUCGGCUGUCUUUCCUUGGGUUCUGCCUGGAGAAUCUGUUACUUGAACUCGAGGGGUAUCGAAACAGAAAGAGGCAGUUCAGCCAGUCAAGCUCAAGCCUCGAUUGCUUAACCCCAGGGCUGUUUUCAGCUGGGAAACUACACCACUUCUGUAUUCCUCUCCAUAUAAAUGUGCCACCUCGUUAGCAUGCUGAACAGCUGGGAUUACUCUCCACUCUAGUCAUCCGUUCUAGCUGAUCAGGAGGUCAAGGUCCGAUUGGAAUCCCUUUGGAUUGCUCCUGUCUGCUCUAGUUUCGAGCGGUCUUAUUCAGCUCCUCUUAAUUAACAAAUGACUGCCCUUCUGCAGAGAACUGCUCCCCCUUGUGGAAACAAAGUAGAUUGCACUCAAAAUAAGAACCAGCAAUCCUGGGCAAUAAACUGGCAGGAGACAGUUAUUUGACGACAUUUUGGCGUACAAGUUUCAAAUGCAUUUAAUUUAAUUGUCAAUGUAGACAACAGGUGGCGGCUGAAGCUUGCAAAGACGUUGAUGACUGUGAUCGUUGAGUAGACCAGCAUGUUGUCAUGGUAACUGGUUAAGUGGUUGUUAAGAUUUACAAUGAGUUUUGCCUUCAUCAAGAACAUUUUCUAAAACAAGAUCAAGUGGAUAAGAGUGAACACUCCAAGGACAACGAAGAGACUGUUUCAACUUUUUUUUUUUGUAAUUUUAAAUGAACUAAUAAAUAGUUUAAACUAUUCUGAGGCCUGGGCCUAGCUUGAUACCUAGCAACAAUUCCUACAGUGACUGCCAACUGUCCUGGCUUUUGCCACACACAGUCGCAAUUACAGCUUGUCUCCACGGCAACAUGGCUUAGUCUGGUUGCCAUAGGAAUGUUUGUUUUAGACAAACUUGGCCUCGCAGUGACCAUCUUGUUCCAGAGAAUCUACUGUGUGAUUGUGUCCAGGAAUCUGGUUGCCAUAUGGACAGCAGGUUUGCCUUGUGCUUUCCUCGAACAAACGUUUUGUUUUUGUUUUGUUUUGUUUUUUUUUCUCGUCUCCUGAGUGGCCUUGUUGACCUGCUGUUGAAGCCGAAGAAGGAAGGGUUUUAGAAACCUCACCAUGGAAACACAGUCAGUGCCUUAGCAACAGUUAAAAACCACUGCUUGGUGAUGUCAGUCAGUGGCGUCAUGCUACUUCAGAGAGUCUUCAGGGAUUUGAAUCAUUUUUCAGACUUGACAAACUGUGUGCCAUUCCAAGGACUCCCCUCCAGGUCUUAUAAUUGUGGGCUUACAUUAAGAACAGUACAAGAGCUCCACUCCCCCCAGUUCUACCAGUUAUAUAUAGCAUUGCCUGAACAGCAGCCCUGUUGCAGGGGAAGGUCUGCAUUAAGACCCAGCCUUGUCUUGUGGUUAGUUUAGCACAGCAUGCUGGGAUAGCUGAAGAGGCGCUUUGUAAAACAGGAGUUAGUGCUGAGCUGAGGGGACUAAAACCUUUAUCACUAGAGGCGUCAUGGUACACUAAUGUCGCGAUACGCAUCACGACACGCGCGGGCUACUUGUGUGAUGCAUGGUGUCAUGAAAUUAUUAAAUAAUGGACCAUUUUGUUAAGACAAAAAUGAAAUGAGAUAGGGCCGGCUAUGAAACCCACUUCUUCUUCAUUGAUAAGCCCCUUGAUGCUCUGCAGUGAGCUGUGUUGUGUUUGCAGUCCAUUUCACAGCACGCAGAGUCACCCCAGCCUCUCGGAGGGUUAUUUGCAUCCCUGGUGUUUACAACUGAAGCACUUUAGUUUGGGGUCGGUUUUGUUUUUGGUGCGGAAGCCAGCGAUGUUUAAAGUGUCAGGUGUUUGAAGCUCACCCCACAAAGAGCGCCUUCCGAAGCAGUGAGUCCAGGGUUGUGAUUCCCCAGUCAGUGAUGUCAGUAACGCUUUGCAAUGUAGUUUAGAUUGGUUUGUCUGGGCCCCAUUUGGCAGAGGUCCUGCAAUGAUGUCAUUGAAUUGGCUCACCCUGCACCCGGGCAGUCUGCCUUAGACCUGUUACUGAAAGAGUCAGUUCAGAGACCUGUUACCCCAAUCCGCUCCGUGCUGAAUAAGGAGACAGUGUCUCGGGUCAGACCUGUUCUCCCCGCUGUGAGAGGGAUCAGUGGAGGCACUUGCACGUACAGAUUUCUCCCUGUAUCUGAUAGCCAGCUUGGUAUUAACAUCAUCUUAAGAUUGUGAGGAUACGGGGUGGGGGGGGUCUGUCUGUCACACUUGCCUGUUUGUAUCUGGUGAAGCGCUUAUCCGAUCAUGAGGUGUGGUGACAGUGAUUCCAGACUGCGCUGUGCUUGCUGCUUUUCAGCAUCCUGAUGGCUUUGAUUUUGAAUAGACAGCCGAGGCGGAGGAUGGAUGUUUCUGACAUGCUUGUUAUGUAACAUACAAACAUAGCCAUGGCACCUUGAAAUACAAACAUCCAUUCCCAAGAAGACACAACCCUUGGCCUGUGUUUGUCUAAUGAAUGAAAGGACACAGACCAAAGGUAGAUUCUGAUACCCUGAAGAACUGGGUAGUGCCUCCCAAGCUUCAUCACAAUCAGAAAAGCAGCUCUCAAUAUGAAAAAUGUAACCGAGUAGAUCAGUCUCUGUAAAGGACUUGGGCAAACAGGUGAAUCAGCUUGGGAGACAGAGGGCAGCAUAACUCGGUGCCCCCUCUGCUGGUCACAAAGAGAAGCACACUCUUGUCAAGUGCCUGUCCUGGAACGUCAGAGCAGCUGGUUCCUGUCUCCGCUGCUCUGAUUUCAGUAGAAAGACUUGCUGUUUUAUUAUUAUUAGAUCUGCUGAAAUCUCAGAGGCUGCUGCAAAGCAUCAGUGAUUUACACAGGAGCCUCAAUGCUGUGAUGUCUUUUGUACUCUUGUUACGCGCUUGAUCACACCCAGCUACCAUUUAAGAGUUAAAUGAUAAGAGUUGAUUAGUUAAGUACAUUUGAUAGUUUCCUUCUGAGUUGUUUUUUCCUGUAAAUGUAAGGUAAUAGGACUCCUAGUGCUUAGCAGUGUGAGCCAUUCCAGGUUUCCCUGUGAUCUUAAAGAUUAAAAUGUAAUAAUUGUUUUUUUUUUUUUUUUUCGAGUGGUUGUAGACUCUAGACCCGGUAUUGCGUUCUGAUCGUUUUCCAGAUCUGUCUCUGAGCUUGCCUGGAAAACUGCCCAGCUUUGAACAGGCUUCCUCUUUCCAUGCAGAUGAUGAGACUGAAUGCCCUUUCACCUUGACCUGCUGGCGCUCUGCAGAGUUAGCUGGUCCAGCUGAGUUGAAAGGUCACCUGAAGUAAGUGGAAUGUCUGCUCAGUGCCAGGCCGAGUUAAAGACAGAUGUAGAGAAAAAUGAGAACUGAAUACUGGGGAACCCAGAGCCAGUCAGAGUGAUAGCAAAACAUUUUCCAUUUGUAACAGAAGGAAAUGAUUCACUGGAUUAUGUGAGAGUGGAAGGCUGCUGUUUUCCUACGUUGAAAAAGCACCAGGAAUAGAUUAUUUGAGCCGCUUUGUUUAACUCUCAGCUAAAAAGCAGUGGCAGUCUUAUAACAUGAAGUGUUUGUCCUCUUAAAUCUGUGAAUACUCUAAUCCAGUCUGAACUAACUGCACUUUUAAAGAAAUGAUUACACUUCCAGAAAUGUGUUUUUCUUUACAAGAUAAAGUUGUAUAAAUGUAUAUCCUUGUGUGUAAAACAAAACCCCUUCAUUCUAACCGGACACUCUCUCCAUUACUCUAACUUAGUUAUUUGUGUAAAAAAAGAAAAUGAAUGGUUUGCCUUGUUAUUAAAACUGUAUAAAAUAGUUUAUGCCAUGUUUUGACUGGCUGCAGUCAACUAGACUCGAGUGUCCUUAUCGGUAUGUUUAUAAGAAAAUAAAUUAUAUGGAACUGUAA